Molecule: messenger RNA, 2842 nt
Organism: Arachis ipaensis
Lineage: Eukaryota; Viridiplantae; Streptophyta; Magnoliopsida; Fabales; Fabaceae
Product: ABC transporter F family member 4
Molecular function (GO): ATP binding; ATP hydrolysis activity
Source: RefSeq, a predicted model, not a curated record
UCAAAAUGGUAUUUCCCCUCCCUUUUGUUUUCGACAGCGCUGCGCCUCCCUCUCCUCAGUCCUCACUGUCCACCAUCGUCCGUCCUCUGCGACGCCACGACGGUGGCUGGACAGUUCCCUCACCUAACUACUCCUCGUGGUUCUUCGCCUCCACCACCGUCCAUUCGUCCACUCCUCUCUUCCUCGGUUACGCUGAAGGCUGAAGGUGCCUCACUACUACUCGUGGUUCAUCGCCGAUCGCCGCUCGCCGCUCGCCACCUCGUUCUUCCGCACUCCGGAGAACUCGACGCUUCACGUUGUUCCUCGUCGAUGAUCUGCGUUCCUUGCCGCUGUUCUGCGGUUCCUGCUUCUGCACCGCCGUUCUCCUUCUGCUUCACUUCGGUAAGGGGUUCCGGUCGCCUGGUUGCCUGAGCUGCCUCUCUUCUUCUUCGCUUCUACCUCAGCUUCCUUCGACAAGGUUUCAACAAUGGUUAGAAAAAAGGCAGAAGAUGCAGGCCCAUCAGCAAAGACUAAGGCAGGUAGCAAAGAUGUCCCUAAGAAGGAAAAAGUUUCCAUUUCUGCCAUGCUGGCCAGCAUGGAUGAAAAGCCUGAUAAACCCAAAAAGCCCUCUUCCAUUAAACCCAAGGCAAAAGCUGCUCCAAAACCUUCUGCAUAUACUGAUGGUAUUGAUCUUCCUCCAUCUGACGAAGAUGAAGAUGAAGCUCUCUUGGAGGAGGAGGAAGAGAAUGCCUCCAAACGGCAGCAGAGGAGUGAGUUGAAGACACUUGAAAUUUCAACCACAGACAAAGAGCUGAAGAAGCGUGAGAAGAAGGAUAUUUUAGCAGCUCAUGCUGUUGAGCAGGCAAAGAAGGAAGCUCUUAAGGAUGAUCAUGAUGCUUUCACUGUGGUCAUUGGAAGUCGGACUUCAGUGCUUGAUGGAGAUGAUGAUGCUGAUGCUAAUGUCAAAGAUAUAACAAUAGAGAAUUUCUCGGUGUCUGCUCGGGGUAAAGAACUUCUGAAGAAUGCAUCAGUGAAGAUAUCUCAUGGGAAGAGGUAUGGUUUGGUUGGACCCAAUGGAAAGGGGAAGUCCACACUAUUGAAGCUUCUUUCUUGGAGGAAGAUACCAGUACCUAAGAAUAUUGAUGUCCUUCUGGUUGAGCAAGAGGUAGUAGGUGAUGAUAAAACAGCACUAGAAGCUGUUGUGUCAGCUAAUGAAGAACUGGUUAAAGUUCGACAAGAAGUUGCUUCUCUGCAAAAUGCAGCUUCUGCAGAAGGAAGUGUUGACAAUGAGGAAGAUGAUGCGGGAGAGAAGCUAGCAGAGCUGUACGAGAAACUACAGCUGAUGGGUUCUGAUGCUGCUGAAGCUCAAGCAUCAAAGAUUUUAGCGGGUUUGGGUUUUACAAAGGAUAUGCAGGGCCGGCCAACAAAAUCUUUCAGUGGUGGAUGGAGAAUGAGGAUUUCUUUAGCUCGAGCACUUUUUGUGGUGCCGACUUUGUUAUUGCUUGAUGAACCCACAAAUCACCUUGACUUGAGGGCUGUUCUCUGGCUGGAAGAGUACCUGUGCCGUUGGAAGAAGACUUUGGUUGUUGUUUCACAUGAUAGGGAUUUCCUCAAUACAGUUUGCACUGAGAUUAUUCAUCUUCAUGACUUGAAACUCCAUUUCUACCGUGGAAACUUUGAUGACUUUGAGAGUGGGUAUGAACAGCGUCGUAAAGAGAUGAACAAGAAGUAUGAGAUUUAUGACAAGCAACUAAAAGCUGCAAAAAGGAGUGGUAAUCGAGCUCAGCAAGAAAAGGUGAAGGAUCGAGCGAAGUUUGUGGCAGCUAAAGAAGCAUCUAAAGCCAAGGGAAAGGGCAAGGGCAAGGUUGAUGAAGAUGAGGCCCCACCAGAGGUUCCACAGAAGUGGAGGGACUACAGUGUUGAAUUUCACUUCCCUGAACCUACCGAGCUCACGCCUCCACUUCUUCAGCUUAUUGAAGUGAGCUUCAGUUAUCCAAACCGUGAGGACUUCAGACUGUCAAAUGUUGAUGUUGGCAUUGAUAUGGGAACUCGUGUUGCCAUUGUUGGGCCUAAUGGAGCUGGAAAAUCUACACUACUGAACCUUCUGGCUGGUGAUUUGGUUCCAACUGAGGGUGAAGUUAGGAGAAGUCAGAAGUUGCGAAUAGGAAGAUACUCGCAACACUUUGUGGACCUUCUAACUAUGGACGAAACCCCCGUUCAGUAUCUUCUUCGUCUCCACCCAGACCAGGAGGGACUUAGCAAGCAAGAGGCCGUCCGUGCAAAACUCGGUAAGUUUGGGCUACCUAGUCAUAACCAUCUCACCCCUAUUGCCAAACUAUCAGGAGGGCAGAAGGCUAGGGUGGUAUUUACCUCAAUAUCCAUGUCAAGACCCCAUAUUUUGUUGUUGGAUGAACCCACUAAUCAUCUAGACAUGCAAAGCAUUGAUGCGUUGGCUGAUGCACUAGACGAGUUCACUGGUGGAGUUGUUCUUGUUAGUCAUGACUCGAGAUUGAUAUCACGUGUAUGUGAGGAUGAAGAAAGGAGUCAGAUCUGGGUUGUCGAGGAUGGUACUGUCAGGACUUCAAUUGGAACAUUCGAUGAUUACAAGGACGAGUUGAUGAAAGAAAUCAAAGCUGAAGUUGAUGACUAAGCUGCUCUUUUUGAGAACCUUUGACUACAAUAUUCCCCCUUAUAUGAGAACUGAGUGUAAAACUAUGUUGCCGGAAAUGCUACCAAUAUUUUUAGCUAGAUUCACAAUUUUCUGUUUUAUCAUAGUUUAUGAGUUUAUCCCAAUACAUGAACAUAUGUUUCAAUUGUUACAACUGCCGAACUGUUCCAAUUAUUUGUUGUUUUUCUAUUCAGC